GGGCUCACGACAGAUGCCGAAACCCACCGAGUAAAGCCGAGUGAUGAGGAUCAGCUGACUGCAGGGCUCUGUCGUCCUUCGAUGGAACAUUUCCAGUUUAUUUAGUGAUUUAAAAAUCAAACCACGUUCUGAUUAAUCGCUCACACCGACGCCGAGAGCCGACAUGCCGUCGCUUCUGUUCUGCGGACCGAAGAUGGCCGCGUGCGGGAUCGUGAUCAGCAUCUGGGGGGUCAUAAUGCUGGCGAUGCUGGGAAUCUUCUUCAGCGCCAAGUCAGCGGUGUUGAUCGAGGACGUCCCGUUCACUGAGGAGGACAUCCGCGGAGAUAAAAACCCUCCUCAGAACAUCUACAGUCUCUACAACCAGGUCGGCAUCAACUGCUUCAUCGCUGCCGCCGUCUACGUGGCGGUGGGCGCCGUGUCGCUCUGCCAGGUACGGCUGAACAAACGCCAGGAGUACAUGGUCACAUAAAGCUGCGGCGCUGGUGACACCAGCAGCUGGAGGUCAGCGUUACUUCCUGUACAGCGAACCAGUGGAGUGUUUUACAUGUUUUACAUGUUUCUGAAUAAUUUAUUUUAGAGUUGAACCUUUAAUGUGUUUGUUGUCUGGUGUAAUGUUUGUUGUUGUCGGAUGAAAUUUGACAUCAUUCCUUGGAGCAGGUUAUUCUUGCUGCCUUCUUCCUCUUCCUGUGUGCCACAUGGAUUUGUCACUGAAUUGGAUUUACAUUCACAGAGUAAGAAAUACACGAAUCAAGUAAAGUCAAAUGUAAGAUUCUCCGUCAGCUGAGGGAUUCCUCACAAGCUGCUCUGUUAUUCCCACUCUCUGAUCUUUAUUCCUGCUGAAACAAACACAUCAAGAUCCGUGAAACUCCAGUUGUUAAGUAAAAUAUUUUGGCUGUUUGUGAUGCUUCUGUGGUGAAUAGCCUUGCAAUAAAGUGUGUGUGAAAACUAAAA
This is a messenger RNA of Cheilinus undulatus (humphead wrasse), 951 nucleotides long. RefSeq names its product ribonuclease, RNase K b (gene rnasekb). Lineage: Eukaryota; Metazoa; Chordata; Actinopteri; Labriformes; Labridae. The transcript is spliced from 3 exons. Bases 164 to 469 code for a protein of 101 amino acids. The record is from RefSeq and is a predicted model, not a curated record. Gene Ontology annotation, molecular function: RNA endonuclease activity.